AUGUUAAAGUACGUCCUCUUGUCAGUAUUAGUGUUGGCUGCGAUCGCAGAGAAGAAAGAAGAAGAGAAAGGAACCUUCCAGGGCCAGAAAUUGAGCUGGAAGGAAGACGAUGGGCUCGAGGUCAAGAUCAUCAGACCCAUCGCUGCCGAGAAGUGCAAGAUCAAGUCCCAGCCUGGUGAUGAAGCUCAUCAAUUCUACAAGUUGUCCGACAAAGACGGAAAGGAGAUCGGCUCCAACUUUGGAGGAACACCGUAAUUAAAAAAAUACUGUAAUUUAUCGUAUUUCAGAUAUGUAUUUGAAUUGGGGUCAGGCCAAGUUAUCGCUGGAAUGGACCGUGCAAUGACCGGCAAGUUUAACUUUGCUGUCGUAAACGAAUUUCUGAUUCCUUUCUAACGGUCUUCUUUACAGGAAUGUGCAUUGGAGAGAAGAGGAAGGUCGUUAUUCCUGGAAAACUUGGAUUCGGGGAUGCUGGCAGGGAGCGGUGAGUUGACGCCGUUUAUGCAAAAGACAACUCAACAAACGACUAACAAAUCAUAAUCUUUGAUGUGUUUUAGUGAUAACAUCGAAGGAGAUCAGACUCUUUACUAUACCGUUCAGCUAGUCGACCUUGUUCGCCCUAACCCUGGAGAGGAGUGGACCACCGAAGAGGGAGUUCAGAUCAAGCAGACCCACAAGAUCGAGGAAGACAAGUGCCGCAAAUCGGCUCCAGGAGAUACGAUCCAUCAACAUUACAAGCUGACCCUUGAAGACGGCACCUUCGUGGACUCUUCUUUCUCUAGAAAUGCCCCUUUCAUCUUUAAAUUGGGAGCCAAGGAAGUGAUCAAGGGAAUGGACAUCGCCAUGACCAACAUGUGUGAGGGAGAACGACGUCAUGUGGUGAUUCCUCCUCAUCUCGGCUACGGAGUUGAUGGCCGACCUCCACAGAUCCCCGGCAACUCAACCCUUUACUUUGAUAUCGAACUCCACAAGCUGAUCAAGAGAGAUGAACUUUAA
This is a messenger RNA of Bursaphelenchus xylophilus (pine wood nematode), 993 nucleotides long. The record is from the annotation of a GenBank genome assembly. Lineage: Eukaryota; Metazoa; Nematoda; Chromadorea; Rhabditida; Aphelenchoididae.